UUUAAAGAAGGGAUGAUGGCUUCUUCCUCAUUCUUUUUUAGCUUCGUGUCUCUGGCUGUCAUGUUACCGUGUCUCUUACUCUCUGUUUCGGCCACAAGUUACAUUGACACCAUAUGCAAUAAAGCCAAGGGGGACAAAGCCUUCUGCGUCAAAACCUUGAGUGCAUACCCUCCCGCAGCCUCAGCCACCAGCACAUUCCAAGCGGCUGUGGCCACGCUUAGCUUAGGAGCGUCUUAUGCCGAUAAGUCUGCGGCUUUCGCGGGAACAGCGGCAAAAGUGAAUCCGAAGCUGAAAGAGUGUCAAGAUGCCUUUGUGCUCAUCAGCAGGUCUUGCAAGAGCGCUUCCUCGGAACUCAAGGAAGAUCCACAGACUGCUAACUAUGACGUCAUGCUUUGUUACGACAGCAUAACGACGGUGAAGAAUUUGGUCGGGAAAAAUACAGACAAGGCUUCAAAGACUAUCAUUUCGAUGACAAUGAUGAUGGAGAAAUUUCUUGCCCUUGCCGUUGGAGCCACCGAAGCUGUUGGAGGGUAAAGACGACGAUGAGAACAUUUACCAUCGGCUGAUCAAUACAUUUCUUCUUUUGAUGGAAUGUAUUUUUUUUUUUUAUCAGAAGAAAAGAAAGAAAAAUGAAAACUAUGUGUUGA
Molecule: messenger RNA, 647 nt
Organism: Camelina sativa (false flax)
Lineage: Eukaryota; Viridiplantae; Streptophyta; Magnoliopsida; Brassicales; Brassicaceae
Molecular function (GO): enzyme inhibitor activity
Source: RefSeq, a predicted model, not a curated record